CUGUUUCUUCUUACAGACUAGUUGUUUACAGCAGCCAGAGUUGUUUAGCAUCUAAAGUUUUAAACAAUAAACAAGAAUUUGGUAAAGAUGUCGAAACCAACAAAAGUGGGUGAUUAUGAAUUAGGAAAUUUAAUCAUAGAAGGGAAGACGAAACAAGUUUACGAUUUACCAUCAUUACCUGGAAAUGUACUCUUAUUAAACAAAGACAGAAUCACAGCUGGAGAUGGUGUUAAAGCUCACGAUUUAGUAGGAAAAUCAGAAAUUUCAAAUCAAACAAAUGGAAAAAUCUUCGAAAUUUUAAAUUCUGUUGGUGUUCAAACAUCAUUUGUUAAAUUAGCAGCGAAAAAUGCGUUUAUUUCAAAAAAAUGUGAAAUGAUUCCAAUUGAAUGUGUUACUAGACGUUUAGCAACGGGUUCGUUUCUAAAAAGAAAUCCUGGAGUUACCGAAGGAUAUCGAUUUUAUCCACCAAAAUUCGAAACGUUCUUUAAGGAUGAUGCUAACCACGAUCCACAAUGGUCCGAUGAACAAAUUAUUUGUGCUAAGUUUACAUUUAAUGGACGCUUAAUUGGAAGGCAAGAACUAGAACAAAUGAAGCGAACAAGUAUUCUUAUUUUCGAAAUCCUUGAAAAAGCCUGGCAAUUAAGAAAUUGUGCUUUAAUCGAUAUGAAAAUUGAAUUUGGAGUAGAUACAGAAGGAAAUUUACUUGUAGCAGAUGUUAUUGAUUCUGAUAGUUGGCGUUUAUGGCCAUCUGGAGAUAAACGUUUAAUGGUUGAUAAACAGGUUUAUAGAAAUCUUACAACUGUAACUCAAUCCGAUUUGGAUACUGUUAAACGAAAUUUCCAAUGGAUUCGUGAUCAAUUAGAUCAUAUUGUUCCAACUGAUAACCAUUUAGUUGUAAUCAUUAUGGGUAGUCCUUCUGAUGAAGGUCAUUGUCGUAAAAUUGCUGACUGUUGUAAGCAGUAUGGUUUGAAUGUUGAUAUUAGAGUUAGUUCAGCACAUAAAGGAACCGACUCAACAAUUGAAAUCGUCAGGUAUUAUGAAUCAUUACCUAAGAAAAUCAUUUUCGUAGCUGUUGCUGGUCGAUCGAAUGGUUUAGGUCCUGUAAUAUCUGGAAACACAUCAUACCCUGUGAUAAACUGUCCUCCAGUUAAACCUGAAAAUGUUAAUUUAGAUAUUUGGUCCAGUUUAAAUGUGCCAUCUGGAUUAGGAUGCAGUACUGUUAUUUACCCAGAGAGUGCAGCUAUUCAAGCUGCACAAAUUGUUGGCCUUGAUAAUUAUUUAAUUUGGGCUCGUUUAAGAGUCAAACAAUUAGUUAAUUUCAUUUCACUUCAAGAUGCCGAUAAGAAAUUGUACAAUUUAACUUUAUAAAACGUACUAGAAAGCUAAUACAUCAUGUGAAGUCUACAAGGCCCUUCUAGAUAUAUUGCUCCGUAAAUAUACCCCUUGUAAAAAUAGCUAAAUAGAUAAUUGAAUACUUUUCUUUCAAUUUUCAAGAAUCGGGUUGGUUUAAUAACGGAAAGCAUAUACAAAAAUUUUAAAAUAAAAUGGUUUUACUACGUAGGUAUACCUUACGUCUUUUAAGAAUAUUUUGUGCUGAACGGAUGAUUUUGUGAGGGCUAUGCAGAUGUUUGAUUUUUUGAACAUAUAUUUUUA
Messenger RNA from Chrysoperla carnea, 1653 nucleotides. RefSeq names its product multifunctional protein ADE2 (gene Paics). Bases 88 to 1368 code for a protein of 426 amino acids. The record is from RefSeq and is a predicted model, not a curated record. Gene Ontology annotation, biological process: 'de novo' IMP biosynthetic process. Gene Ontology annotation, molecular function: phosphoribosylaminoimidazolesuccinocarboxamide synthase activity. The transcript has 6 exons. Lineage: Eukaryota; Metazoa; Arthropoda; Insecta; Neuroptera; Chrysopidae.